This is a messenger RNA of Nothobranchius furzeri (turquoise killifish), 3650 nucleotides long. RefSeq names its product receptor tyrosine kinase-like orphan receptor 2 (gene ror2). Gene Ontology annotation, cellular component: plasma membrane; signaling receptor complex. Lineage: Eukaryota; Metazoa; Chordata; Actinopteri; Cyprinodontiformes; Nothobranchiidae. Gene Ontology annotation, molecular function: ATP binding; Wnt-protein binding; transmembrane receptor protein tyrosine kinase activity. The record is from RefSeq and is a predicted model, not a curated record. Gene Ontology annotation, biological process: positive regulation of kinase activity; cell surface receptor protein tyrosine kinase signaling pathway; multicellular organism development.
ACAGUGGGCAGCCCACGAGCCGUUGCUGAGAAGCGGUCGCGCGCCACUACUCGUUUCUGCUCCUCUCUCCGGGAUGAACGCAGCUUUGUCUCGUGUGCAAGUUGAAAAUGCAGCUUUCUCUGAGUCCGGGAGCUCGUUGGAGAAACUAGAAGUGAAAACCAAAAAGGAGCAGCGCAGCUGGAUGCGACAGUUGUCCGUCGGAGCUAAACUUUCGCUGUGAAGUUAGUGUAAAUGAACGCCAUGGCCUCCUUCUCCUUCGGGAGGUUUCUCUGGGUGCUUUUCUUAAGUCCUAGGGUGAUGUGUGACGCAGAUCCAAGCCUCCCAGUGGAAACAGAUGGUCUGGCAGAAGCUCAGAGUGGAUCUGCACCCACAACUGAAGGUUAUUUUUUGGAGUUCCAAGAGCCGAUCAACAACAUCACUCACUACCAGGGCCAGGUGGCCACGAUGCACUGCAAAGUGGUAGGAAACCCUCGACCGUCAAUUCGUUGGUUGAAGAACGAUGCUCCUGUGGUUCAGGAGCAGGGACGCAUAAGCAUCCGAAAGACCGAGACAGGAUCCAAGCUCCGCAUCCAAGAUCUAGAUACGACAGACACUGGCUAUUACCAAUGCGUGGCUUCCAACUCGUUGAAGGUCAUCUCUGCCACAGGUGUGCUUUACGUCAAACUAGCCCAGAUUCCCACACACAAACCAGUUGAACCAUCAAGUACUAAAGGUUUCUGUCAGCCGUACCGAGGCAUCGCCUGUGCUAGAUUCAUUGGUAACCAGAGUAUCUACGUUGAGUCUUUGCAGACGCAAGGCGAUAGUGAAAAUCGAAUCACAGCUGCUUUCACCAUGAUUGGCACCUCGACCCACUUAUCGGAUCACUGCUCCAAGUUUGCAAUCCCAUCUUUCUGUUACUACGUUUUCCCGCUGUGUGAAAAGGGCCCCAGGGGCCCUCGGCGGCGUCGGCUCUGUCAAGAUGAAUGUGAGGCCCUGGAGAACAACAUUUGCUAUGCAGAGUACACCAUUGCUCGAUCCAAUCCCAUGAUCCUCAUGCAGCUCGAGCUCCCCAACUGCAACUCACUGCCAAAGAAGGAAACACCAGAGGCUGUUUCCUGUAUAAGGCUCGGAAUACCACCAGAUAAGCUGGGUCCACAUUCUCCAUCGGAACAUAGCUGCUACAAUGGAAGUGGGGCAGACUACAGAGGAACAGUCGCUGUCACUAAAUCUGGUCAUCAUUGUCAGCAGUGGAGCGCCCAGUUUCCUCAUAGUCACCACCUGACCCAGGAAUACCCCGAGCUCUGGGGGAGUCACAACUUCUGUCGUAACCCAGGAGGCCACAUGGAGGCGCCGUGGUGUUUCACUCUGGACCCUAAAGUCCAGAUGGACCUUUGUGACAUUCAGCCCUGCAUGCCUCCAGAAAACCCAAGGAAGGAGAUCCUGUUUAUUUUGAUCCCUGCCGUGUCCAUCCCACUUGUUAUUGCCUGCCUCUUUUUUCUGGUUUGCAAGUGUCGAAAUAAACAUAAGGCCUCUUCUGGGACGCCGCCUCGUGGCCAAAGCACCCUCUCCCCCAGCCAGGACUUGGAGCUGUCUCUUCUCAAUCAGAACAAACAUCAGUUGCAGACCAAGCUCCGGGAGAUCACCAUGUCAUCACUUCAGUUUAUGGAAGGUCUUGGCGAAGACCGAUAUGGAACGGUGUACAAAGGGCACUUUUAUGGAACAGCGCCUGGUGAACAGACUCAAGUGGUAGCCAUUAAAACAUUAAAAGACAAGGCUGAUGCAAUUCUAUUCGAGGAGUUUCGCCAGGAAGCUAUGGUCCGCUUUCAUCUGCAGCAUCAAAAUAUUGUUGGUUUGAUUGGUGUGGUCACCAAAGAGCAGCCAAUGAGCAUGGUAUUCACCUAUUCCAGUCUUGGUGACCUGCAUGAGUAUCUGGUGAUGCACUCCCCUAACUCGGAUGUGGGCAGUUCAGAUGAUGGAAAGACCUUCAAAUCUACAUUGGAACAGCCUGAUUUCUUCUAUAUAAUAACUCAGAUUGCUGCUGGAAUGGAGUACCUUUCUAGCAACCAAGUUGUCCACAAAGACUUAGCAGCCCGGAACAUUUUGGUCUUUGACAAGCUGACUGUUAAGAUCCUAGACCUGGGCCUGUUCAGAGAUGUAUACUCGGCUGAUUACCACAAUCUGAUAGGAACAAGCCCUUUUCCAAUUCGUUGGAUGUCUCCAGAGGCCAUUAUGUAUGGGAAAUUCUCCACUGACUCUGACAUCUGGUCGUAUGGUGUGUUGCUCUGGGAAACAUUCAGCUAUGGUCUUCAGCCUUAUUGUGGCUAUUCCAACCAGGAUGUGAUUGAGAUGGUGCAGAGACACCAGUUACUGGCUUGUCCAGAUGACUGCCCGACCUGGAUUUACACACUCAUGCUAGACUGCUGGAGUGAGCUGCCAGCAAGAAGGCCUCGCUUCAAAGAUAUCCACUCACGUCUGCGCUCCUGGGACAGCUUGUCCAACUGUAACAGCCCUGUCCAGACAUCCGUGACCAGCAGCACUACCCAGACCAGUUCUCUCAGUACCAGCUAUGUUAGCAUGAGCACAGCAAAUACAUCACGUUAUUCGAGCCCCAAAAAAAGCUCACUGGUCAAUCAACCCCAGUUUAUGCCAGUUAAGGGUCAAAUGCAUCGGUCGGUAAUGUCACCGCCACUUUUCAUUCCCAUCAAUGGAUACCAUCCCAUGCCAGCUUAUCCAUACCUGCAGAACUUUUACCCCAUGCAGAUGCCUGUGGCAAUGCCCCAGCAACAGUUACACCACCCCCCACCGGUUGUUAAUAAAGUUGGCUCACACCAUAGUGGCAGUGGCUCCACGUCUACAGGUCAUGUUUCCAGUUCCUUUUGCAACACCUCUGUCACAGAGCAAGCUGCUUUCCUAAUUAAAGACCACUCACACAAUGAUGAAGACUUGGCAGACAGGACGUCCCAGGGAGAGCCUGUCCCAGCUCAGGGCUUUCAAAUGCCUGAGACAGAACUUCUAGGGGACAUUGAGACUCUUCAGACUGACGAAAAGAUGACCAAGUUAUCGGACACAUGAAUGUAGUGCUCUUUGAAGAACAGUAGAGCUCAACUUUUAUGUACAUAAAAUAUCAAUUGGCUUGAAAAAGUAACGGUAUAGUACAAAGGUGAGUCGUUGUUUUUCAUUUUAUAGCAGGACCAAUCACCUAAAUAUGAAGUGUGUAAUUUUAUACCUUUUAUAUCUCAGUCUUCAUAGAUGAGCAGCAAUAUUAUUUUCUGAAGCUAUUUUUAAGUUAACAUUCAUUUCACUGCAGAGACCACCCUACCAUUAUUGACUUUUUCUCGUGUAAUUGUGUUAUUAGCUGGAAAUUGUCCACUGUUCACUGAUAAACUGUAAGCAUGGACUCCUUAAAGCCAGCACUCGUACUUUCCUAUUCUUUAAAGCAACUCAGCCAGCAAAAUGCUCUUUCAAACUGAUAUGUUUGUAAUAGAUGUUGACUAUUGUGUUUUAUGUCUUUGAUUCAUUUUUAGCAUGUCAUUGAAGCAUUUUGCUUGAUUAUUAUGUAAAAGCUGCAAUAACAGACUUGCAAGUGCAUUUUUGAUAGAAGUAUUGUAGAGCUUUGUAAAUGAUCCACAACAUACUGUGUUACAAUCUAUUAAAUUUUGAACAAUUUUAAA